UCUUAUUUCGUUUGGCCUCCUCUGCGCUGGUUUAUCUGGUAAACAUUAAUGUAGGGGUUGCCUCUUAAGCUUUUUUUAUUUUUUACAAUACUUCUGACAACACAACUUGGGUAGACUUUAUGCUGUAAACAAUGUUCCUCCCCAAGUUUUCUUAUUUAUUCGGUCUUAGAACAAAAUGAAUUUAGAUAUAGUGUUUGAAUUGGAUUUUAAGAAAACCUCGAAAUCUACACCACCGUUUUGCAAAGAUGAUGCCACUUACCAAUGAAAUUCGCCUUAUUUUCACCGCUGUAAGAUUGUAUGUGGGAUCUAGCUUCCUGUAGCUACACCCAAUAUAAAUAUGUCUGUACAUCUCAAUCUUGGUUAACACAUCGUGCAUAAAACAUUGAAGAGAUAUAAUCAAAAAGUGACAGAUGCCUUCAGCCCAGAAAGGUCGCUACAGUGAAGAUAAUGCCAGAAGUCAACACGUACCUUACCAAAGCGAUCACUUUUUGCCCACUCUUGCGGCACCAGUUCCUGCUCAAGAGCCAUCAACUGUUGGUCAUUUCCGUCUAGUGCAGUCCAGGAACUGGGCUUCUGCCUCAUCCAGCAACGGACUUACUGCAACAUCUCAUGACGCAAUGGACGAAGGGGACCAUCGCGUGGACAGGAAGAAGCAGCUGGCCAGGCGCCAGUUAAUGGGUGGCUUGACUGUAACUCAUCUCCCGCCUCAAUCAGAACUUCCUCGUAGGACCCACAGCUUUAUUUUCAGGCCGGACGUCGGCGACUCCGGCCAUGAAUCAAAUCCCGUUUACCCCGAUGCAUUUCGCCGACAGCGACAUAGCCUUAUGCAUCCGAGACGGUUGGCGACUCAGGUGUUUAGCUCGGCGGUGGAAGUGAACCUCAACGAGCAGAACAACAGGGGCUCGCGUCGUAUGAUUCACUCUUGGAACGAACUCGUUCAAGAGCUAAACCGCCGUAAAGACAUGCUUCAAACGGACAACUUGGAUCAUUUGGCCUUACCGCUGGACAAUGCCUCUAACCACUCCUCCGGUUCCUCUAAAAAAGGCCUCACUCGGCCUUAUGGCGGACACACAAACGGAGGCAACACGCAGGUGAACUCUGUUCUGACUUUAACGGCAGACAUCCAAACUGACGGUUUGGGGGUGACCAGAUACAGGCCUAUCACCCCAAGGUUUCUGGCCGGCCUGGACAAGAAAAGAUUACCAUCCCGCACACUAACCCAACUUUGGGUCAAUACUAUCCCAGACAAUCUUCGUUCGUAUCGUGUGACACGGCCAAAAACAACAUUGACCUAUGACGAUGUAACGAACUUUGACAAAUAGAACUGAUCAAACUGAUCUCUUGUUGUACGGGUAUUUUUAGUGCUAAUGUGUUUUUUUUUUAAUAAUUCUUUUUAUUUCACUUUCACUAGUUCACACCAAAUGGACACUCAUUUCAUUAAAAUUUUAAAAUAUGCCUAAACUUAACGAAAUCUAGAUCUCCAUCUCUUAUAAGUCAGGUAUAUGCUUAUAUCUUUUUGUUUAGAAACAUUAUUUUACUAUUUUAAAAGUGGCUUUAUGUUGAGAGUUUAUCAUUAAAACGAUACCAGACAUAUGAAGUGGCUGAGUGGUAAAGCGCUUGGCUUCUGAACCGACGGGUCCCGGGUUCGAAUCCUGGUGAUGAAUGGGAUUUUGAAUUUCGGUAUUUUUAGGGUGCCUCCCAGCUCUAAUGGGUAGCUGACAUUAGUUGGGGAAAGGUAAAGACAGUUGGUCGUUGUGCUGGCCACAUGACACGCUCUUUAACCGUAGGCCACAGAAACAGAUGACCUUUACAUAAUCUGCCCUAUAGACUGCAAGAUCUGAAAGGGUAACUUUGCUUUAUGUUGAAUAGGUAAAUUUGUUACAACUAUUGUUCCUAAAUAUAGAAAGCUUUGCUUCAUUAGUCUUAACAGAAACCCUCUACAUGUAAGUAAUGUCAACACUAAUUCCUUAGAAACAAACCAUAAUUUUACUAUUAGAAAUAUCUUCACUAAGCAAUUCAUAACAUCUCGGAAAAUAUAGUUGUAACUUUUAGCUUUAUGCUUCCGUCAGAUUUAUUCUAAACCAAUAAAAUUUUGACCUAAAAUAUUUUUAAUAAUAAUUGUAUUUAAGCGUAUUGGGUUGCACUCUUGUUUGUUUAUGAACGUACUCUUGUUUCUGAACGAUAUAGUUAGGCUAUUAAUUACUUUAAAGGAGAGUAAAGCAUAGUACGUCAAGAUAUCUAUGAUAUUUAAAUAAAAAUAAAUGGUGAGUUCUAAACAGGUCAAUUCAGUGAUGAUAACAGUGACUUUCGAUUUGUAAAUAAUAUAGCUUAAUUAUAUAACAACAACUGGAAUUAUUUGACUCAAUAUGAAGGCUAUUCCUGUGAUUUAGAAAACAAUGUAUGAUGCUAUUAGUUUUAAGUCUCAUUAGAUUUUGAUUGAUCUCAUGACGUUGCUGACCAGUGACACUUGGGCAGGGGCAGGAGCACGCAACGUACUUGACCUUGUAGCUACAAACUCAACUGUUUCUAAAUCAACAAUGAUUUUAAAAGUAGAAUUUUGUUUUUAUAAUAAAGGAAUAAAAUAAUUUAAAAGCUAUACAUAAUAAUGCCUUGGAAGUUAUUGUUGUGUAUAACAAAUUUGAUUUUCCAGAUCCACAACUUGCUUGUAA
Messenger RNA from Biomphalaria glabrata, 2669 nucleotides. RefSeq lists its product as uncharacterized. The transcript has 2 exons. The record is from RefSeq and is a predicted model, not a curated record. Bases 411 to 1322 code for a protein of 303 amino acids. NCBI's taxonomy places the organism in Eukaryota, Metazoa, Mollusca, Gastropoda, Planorbidae.